AUGUCACCAUCAUUGUCUCUGAUCUUCUUGUUCGCCGCUUCUAUCGCGGCAGUCAGCGCUGACAGCGAAAAUGUUCUUGUUCUCUCCGAGAGCAACUUCGAAGAGACUAUUAAUGGAAAUGAGUUCGUACUUGUCAAGUUCUACGCCCCAUGGUGCGGACACUGCAAGUCUCUGGCUCCAAAAUACGACGAAGCUGCCGAUUUGCUGAAAGAAGAAGGAUCAGAAAUCAGACUAGCCAAAGUAGACGCCACUGAAAACCAAGCUCUGGCUUCGAAGUUUGAGGUUCGCGGGUAUCCGACGAUCCUCUACUUUAAGAGCGGCAAGCCAACAAAAUACACUGGUGGACGUGCUACAGCCCAAAUCGUUGACUGGGUUAAGAAGAAGAGUGGACCAACUGUCACCGUUGUGGAGACUUCUGAGCAGCUCGAGAAUUUGAAGAGCAAGAAUAGAGUUGUUGUGAUUGGAUACUUCCAAGAUGCCAAGUCUGAGGCUUCUACUAUUUUCAACGAAGUUGCUGACUCUGCCGAUGACACGUUCUUCGCUGUUGCUGGAUCUGCUGAAAUUGCAUCUUCUGCUUCUCUCAACUCUGAUGGUGUUGCAUUGAUUCGCACAGAUGGAGAUGAUAGCGAGACUAAUACUAUCGAGGAGGCCGAAAUCACCAACACGAUUGCCCUGAAGCAAUGGAUUCAUGGUUACAAAUUGUCUCCAGUCACCGAGUUCACUCACGACUCUGCUCAAGAAAUCGUUGGAGGAGAUCUCAAGAAAUUCCACUUCCUGAUAAUCAGAAAGUCAGACUCUGCCUUCGACGAUACCAUCGCAAAGUUCACCGAGGUAGCCAAGCUGUUCCGAGCAAGAGUUGUGUUCGUUCUUCUCAACAUUGACGUUGAAGAGAAUGGCAGAAUUCUCGAAUUCCUUGGAGUCGAUGCCAAAAACACACCAGCCAACAGAAUCGUUAGCUUAGCCGACCAAGUCGAGAAGUUCAAGCCACAUGACGGAGAGGACUAUGAAGCCUUCACUAACUCUUACUUGGAAGGAAAGGCUACUCAGGACUUGAAAGCUCAAGAACUUCCAGAAGACUGGAAUGCACAGCCAGUGAAAGUGUUGGUUGCCUCAAACUUCCACGAGAUUGCUCUUGAUGAAACUAAAACAGUUUUUGUCAAGUUCUAUGCUCCAUGGUGUGGACAUUGCAAACAACUCGUUCCUGUCUGGGACCAGCUCGCAGAGAAGUACGAGUCAAAUCCAAAGGUCGUCAUUGCGAAGCUUGAUGCUACUCUCAAUGAGCUCGCUGAUAUUAAAGUCAAUUCCUUCCCGACUUUGAAACUCUGGCCAGCAGGAUCUUCCACACCAAUCGAUUAUGACGGAGACAGAAACCUCGAGAAGUUCGAAGAGUUCGUCAACAAAUACGUCGGUUCAGAAUCUGCAUCUCAGGAACACGAAGAGCUUUAA
Molecule: messenger RNA, 1446 nt
Organism: Caenorhabditis remanei
Lineage: Eukaryota; Metazoa; Nematoda; Chromadorea; Rhabditida; Rhabditidae
Exons: 4
Coding region: 1-1446 (481 amino acids)
Biological process (GO): protein folding; response to endoplasmic reticulum stress
Cellular component (GO): endoplasmic reticulum
Molecular function (GO): protein disulfide isomerase activity
Source: RefSeq, a predicted model, not a curated record